This is a messenger RNA of Brenthis ino (lesser marbled fritillary), 2355 nucleotides long. The record is from the annotation of a GenBank genome assembly. NCBI's taxonomy places the organism in Eukaryota, Metazoa, Arthropoda, Insecta, Lepidoptera, Nymphalidae.
AUGUUUCACUGUGGUAUGCGGCAAAUGGAAGAAAAACAUGUUGCAAACCAAGUAGAUCUCAUGGUUUGGAGUAAUCGUCUUGACUUGUUAGCACUCAGUAAUUUUAAAGGUGAGGUUCAAGUGCACAGACUUCAUUGGCAGAAAGUUUGGAAUUUAACUCCACCAAAAGAAAAUGUCUCUGUUGAUUCAAUGGCAUGGAGACCAGAUGGAAAGGCUUUGGCUAUUGGCUACAGUACUGGCACUGUUUGCAUUGUUGAUAUUGAAGAUAAAGAAAUUCUGGACAAAUAUGAUUUUGCAUAUGAUGUAACUGAGGAAUUUUACACAGCUCAAAACUAUGGAAUUCCAUGCAUAACAUGGGCUGUAAAAUCUGGAACACUUGAAAGUGCAGUAGAUUACAAUAUUUAUGAUGAUCCCACAAUAUUUUUACCCAAGCCACCAUCCCCAAGUAACACAUAUAAAAAUCAAAAUCCAGAUGAUAACAUUAAAAAUUUCAAAGAAAAUAUAGAUCAAAACCAAUUAAAUAUGUUAAUGAUUGCUUAUGGUACAGGAGAUAUUUACAUGAGUGUCUUUGGAAGAUAUCCAUAUGGAACCAUGCACUUGUCCCAGAUAACAAAAGAUGAAUGUGGGGAAUAUAAAAUACUUGAUAUCAAUUUAUCUGAAGAUUUUAGUAUAAUGCAAGUGCUAUACUUGGAUAAAACAACAAAUAAUAUUCAUUUAUCACUUGUAAAUACAAGUAUAUUGUCGGCAUACUCAGAAGAGCUAUUUACAGUUGCAAGUAAACAUGGCCAAGUAGUAAAUUUGAUGACACAUUUGGAUAAAACUAUGACUUCAAUAACUGAGGCUUGGGAACAUAUUUUAUUAGAAAUGGAUACAAAAAUGGCCUAUUAUGCAUCAUCAGUCCCUGAUGGAGGAGUAUCAGCUGAUUUAUUGGAAUUACUGAUGUUAGGAGUGCCAUCAGAUGAAUUAGAAGUGUUUCUGCUACAAGAAUUGACUGCUAAAGGCUUAAAGAAAUUUGGAAAUUCAGUUGAACUAAGCUAUUCCACUAUACAGAAAUUAGUUUUAAGGCAGCUAAAUAUUGUUGGACAAAGUCUCACUUAUUAUCUUGCAGAAUUAAGAGGCUUAACUAGAAUACCAGAUAGAUACAAGGUUCUAGGAUUAGAAGAAAAAUUGGUAACUGAAGCUAUUAAAGCAUCUUGUGCCUUUUUAAACAAAUGUCUUGAAUUACAACAAGUAAUUGAUGUAUCUAUGCGCAAUUAUAAAGCAUUCUUUCGAUGGCUUUUUGUUGUUAUUGUCAGGUUAUUAGAUGAGCAAACUUCAAGUGAAAUAGUAAAAAUUACUCAACAAGAACUCACUCAUAUUGCUGAAUUUUUGUAUAAUUUUGAUAAUGUACAAGUAGAAAACUCAGAAAACACACCCGAAAAACCUGUAAAAUUUAAUCUAGAACGGUUGGGACAAUAUUUACAAGAUCAAGACCUCACAAUAUUACCAGAUGAUGAUGAUAAUCCAUGGCACAAAUUCUUAAAAGAAAAUUCAUGCCUCUUAAAAGAAAAUGAUACUAUUUUUUCAAUGAUGGAUUUCAAAAAGUUCUCUUUAGUCCAACAGCAAAAUUUUUUAAAAAAAUCUGUUGGAAAAAUAUUUGAUGUUAGAAAUAAAGAGGUGGCAAAAUAUUUUACAGUAUUGUAUACUUUAAAGUGUUAUGAAAACUAUACCAGCUUGCCAAGUAAUAGCUUAAGGCUCUCUCAGAUAUUUGAUGCCAGUGAGGAAAGAUUUAUGACAGCCUUCACAGACAGUGAGCACCCUGGUGAAGGAAUACAUUUUAUAUGUGUUAAUGUCAAAGAAAGAUUUUGUAGUGCAACAGCAUCUAAAUAUUUCUUUACAUCACGUUUGUUACGAGAUGAGAAUGAUAUAUCUGAACAGGACCUUCCAAUUUUAGAUUUACAAUUUUAUUCAGCUGAAUAUCUCUCAGUGUUAGUAAAACAUCCUAGCUGUGGUUGUACAAUAUUUAUGCAAGUUCCUCUCAAAACUGUCUUAGAAAAUUCAAAUGAGUUUAAUAUGAAAUCAAAAUCCUUAAUUUUUAGUGAAAGAAUACAGAAAAAAAAUUAUUCACCCAUGUUAGAUGCAAGUGUCUAUAAAGUCCUAGAUAAAAUGGAUGGAUUUCGAAUUGCAGUUUCAGGUAAUCGGAAAGUAGCUGUUGUAUUAUCAAAUACUCAAAGGAAAGUGAGAGUAUUUGAGAUGGAAAUAAAUGGAGAAGAUGAGGAAGAUGAGACUCUGGACACUACACCACUCUCACAAGGAACACUUGCUAGUGAAAAUCAAAGCACUCCUGAUAAACAAAACAUUGAAGAUGUCACAUUC